AUGCGGACACGGUCUGCCCCUCCCCCGAAGCAAUCGGCAUCCGAGAAACAAGCCCAGCCUGAGCCGUCAAAAGCGACCAUGAAGCCCAGCAAAGCCUUCAUCCUCCCUACUUCUGCCAGCUCAGACGCCAGAUUCGUUACCCUACCAAAUCCGCGAACGGGAGAUCUGACGCGCUACUUCUUCUGCCCUAAGCUCGGAGUGUACGAGUUUACGGUUGUCGCAUCACAAUCCCCACGGAGUAUUCUAUACACUAGCAAGAGUGUUAGCGGAAAGCCACAAGGAUCAAUAUCAAAGACAGCAGAGCUUCUGGUUGCUACACCGAUUGACAUUCUAUUCUUUGCAAUUCCCCUGCUAUGCUCGGUGUCGUCGUCUAACGAGGGGAAGAGGCUGUUCCAGCCAUUGGACGAUAUCAUCGACUCCCACGACGACUUGCCCGAGCAUCUGCGAUAUAUCUUGUACAAUGACACCUUCAGAAGCACACUUCUCCGUCGGGUUGAGGCCGUAUGCGACUCUGUUGAAGCGGGCGACGAGAGAGUGUUCCGAGUUAGCGAAACCAAACUCCUACAGGAAUUACUCGCCAAAGCAGAGCGGAUGGCUGUGCAAGGCCUGCCAAAAAGUUUAGAGGAACGGUUUGUCAAGCAGGCGCUUGCUGUACCUCUGGUAUCUGUUACCAGGACUGAUGUUGCCACCUCUUCCGCGCCGGCAAAAGAGGACCACAAUGGAAUUGAGUCUCAAGAAAGCAACGACACGCAAUCUACAUCGGCAACUACUUCAAACAGCUCAGUCUCGCGCACAUCAACUCCAGCUGAGUCAGCCCCAACACCGGCCACUGAAGAACUCCCAGAGCAACAAGCCUGCCCGGACUCGAUAGUUCGACUUCAAAGACUCUCAGUAGCUUUGGCUUUCCUGAAAACCUCUUACAUUUCUGCGGCUGUGUGCGCGAAAAUCGACGAGCUCCUCUCUGCACCAGCGUCACCCAUUGACUUCAAACCGCUGCAUGAUUAUCUCAAACACCUAGCUGAUCUGCGCGCUGAAGCACUGGCUUCUCGAUCUCUAGGGGAUUUCAGUCGCAAACGCAACGUGGAGGAUGACGAUGUCGUUGAGUCGCGCGCUGAAAAGAAACGUCGCACGGAAGAGGAAGAAAAAAAGAAGAAAGCUAGCGAGUCAAGGGGUGUCAGGGAACUGAAAAAGGUUAACACGAGUGGAAUGAAGAAGAUGAGUGACUUCUUUGGGAAGGCUGCUCCUAAGAAGAAGUCAUAG
Aspergillus nidulans FGSC A4 is the source of this 1260-nucleotide messenger RNA. RefSeq lists its product as uncharacterized. Lineage: Eukaryota; Fungi; Ascomycota; Eurotiomycetes; Eurotiales; Aspergillaceae. The record is from RefSeq and is a predicted model, not a curated record. Gene Ontology annotation, cellular component: ribonuclease H2 complex; nucleus. The transcript has a single exon. Bases 1 to 1260 code for a protein of 419 amino acids.